ACCACCUCCACCGGAGUUCUAGCGAAUAGAAUCGUAAGAAAUUACGAUUAGAAGAAAUGGCACGAGGACGCCCAGCUAAGCGGGCACCAGCUACUGAGCCCCAGCAGGAGGCAGGCAGUUCAGUGCCCCCUCCAGAUCUUGCAGCGUUGGUGGCUCAGUUACAGCAGCAGCUAGCUGAACAGCAACAGGAAAUAGCCACCUUAAAGGCUAACCAGCAGCAUACUCCUACCGUCACCCCGGAACCGAACUUAGCAACCCCAGCAUUUAUAGAGGUUCCACCAGUUCAGCCAACAGCACCAAUACCAGCACCAGUGGUCCCAGCAGCUGAGCUAAGGAAAGAAGCUUACCUAAUCCAGUGGCAGAGAGUUAAGCCCGAGAAUUUCUCAGGCACUAGCGAACCAUGGGAUGCUCAAGCAUGGUUCAAAACACUGGAGAGGAUAAUGGAGCUUCUAGACUGGCCGGAACAGGAGAAGGUUAAAUGUGCUUCCUUCUGCCUGACAGGGGACGCUAGCAUAUGGUGGGAGAGAGUUAGAGCGAAGCGCCCAGUGAAUCAGAUGUCAUGGGCUGACUUCGAGAAAGAGUUCUUCGAGGAAUUCUUUCACAUGCGAGUUACAGACCGCCGCUACGACGAGUUCAUUGAAUUUCGCCAGGGCAACCUCUCAGUGGAGGAAGCCGUGAAGAAAUUCAACAGGUUGGCUCGUUUAUGCCCAGAGCUAGUCAGCACAGAGAAGGAGCGAAUCCGGUUGAUGCUCAAGAUAAGCACAGUUUGA
Zingiber officinale is the source of this 770-nucleotide messenger RNA. RefSeq lists its product as uncharacterized. Bases 57 to 770 code for a protein of 237 amino acids. NCBI's taxonomy places the organism in Eukaryota, Viridiplantae, Streptophyta, Magnoliopsida, Zingiberales, Zingiberaceae. The transcript has 3 exons. The record is from RefSeq and is a predicted model, not a curated record.